Octopus sinensis (East Asian common octopus) is the source of this 3268-nucleotide messenger RNA. RefSeq lists its product as uncharacterized. Lineage: Eukaryota; Metazoa; Mollusca; Cephalopoda; Octopoda; Octopodidae. Gene Ontology annotation, biological process: spindle organization. The transcript is spliced from 16 exons. Gene Ontology annotation, cellular component: centrosome. The record is from RefSeq and is a predicted model, not a curated record. Bases 434 to 3166 code for a protein of 910 amino acids.
AAAGCCGGUAUUUCGAAAAAGAGACUAAAAUAGAGAAAAGAAAAGAAUUGACCUUGUACUUGGUUAUUGACCGGAAUGAGAUUUGAAAUCAGAACACAGCGAGUCGGAAUAGAUACCACGAAGCAAUGCUUCUCACAGAAAGGUCUACGAUGAUUUAAAAGGACCGGACAAAUUGCCAUGCCUAAUACCAUGGUGAAGAUAUCUGGGUGCAUGCGUUAUCUAUUUCAUAAAGAUUCAGCAGAAAAAGGAUGUUUUUUUUCUUUGAAAGCAUUAUUACAACUGUUCUAUCCGACCCUCGAACAAUUCCGCAAACUCACCUAGCGGUGCUUCUUUAGUCUUCCGACCGGAAAUUUAUUGUAUUGGGGAUAAUUUCUAGUCGUCACCCUAGUUACUCUAGCAACAGCAACAGAGGAUUUGAGAGAUCCGUUCCGAGAUGGAAUGUCGUGCUAACAAAUUUUAUGUGAAACAAAAUGAAUUAAUUGCUCUCAUACGCCAAAGUGAAAGGGAGAGGGUUAAUUUGGAAAUGCAAUUAUGUGAAUUGGAUAAACUUAAACCAAAACAUGCAAAACAUAAAGCAGAGAUGAUCAAGUCAAGGCUAAAGAACCUUUAUGAAGAAGAAAGAAGCUCUAAGAAGCGGAAUGCCAAAAUCAUGCGACGUCUAAAUAAUAUGGAACUUUCUCUUGAAGAUUUGCUGUCUUGUUCUAAUAAACUGAAACAAUUAAAGGUUGAUUGCAGAAAGAUAAUUGCAAGAGAUUAUCCAAACUGGAAACAAUAUGCUAAUGAGUUGGAGAAGCAAGUGAUGUUAUUUUGUCGUGGGAGGAAUCCUGAGUUUAACCAGAACCAACCAGGUCAUGUGGCAGCAACAGAAGGAUUUCCAAGUCCGAGGGACAAGAAACUUGAGAGUAAAUACUAUUUUGGUCAGCACCAACCAAAGAUGAGGGUAACAUCAGGAGGAUUUCAAGGACAGGCAAACAACAGAUGUGAUCCUGAGGUUGUGCCAGUUAAGCAGAAUUUUGACGGGGAUCAUCUCUUAAUGAAUCCUAAUGAAUAUGAUCUGAAAAAUCCCAGUAGUGUAGUCACACCAAAUGUUUCCAAUCUUUUCCUAUCAGAACUAAAUGUACUGACAUACAAAGAGAGGCAGCCUAGCUAUACUCAGUCUAGUUUAGAGAUGUCCCCCAAAUAUUCACAAAUUUCACAGCACCCAGAUGGAACUGUAUCACUUUUAGGUGAAGCAAAAGAACAACUUAUAAAAGCUGAUAGUGUUCAAUUUACUCAGCAGGGAGGGAAAGAACAAGACGCUGCGCAGACAGACAAGCCACCAAUUCUAUCCAAAGUAAAAGCUCCUGAGCAACUGAAGUCUGUAUCUUUCAAAAUGAUGCCAGAAGUCAAGAGUGCAAGUGCCUUUGAGAAGAAAAGAGAUUUUGCAAGUUUACAGAUGUUACAUCAUAAAGAUAAGAAUGAGGAAAUGUCUUCAGAAGCCCAGAGUUCAGAGAAGCGACUGCUAAAACCAGAUCUCACCAAAUUGGAACUAACAGGAGAAUUUGAUUCCCGAAAUAUCUAUGGAGCAAAUACCAAAACGUUUACAAAAAGUCAGCCUGUGAACACUCCCGAAAAUGUUUCUGGAAAUAUUGCGGGGCCUGUGAGUGAGAACAAACACAUUACUGAUGGCGCUGCUGAGGAUACUGAAUUUGGUAUAAACAGUCUUCCAGAGCAGAUAGUUCGUUGUCCAACUGCUACGUGUAAAUCAGUUGAAUCUAUCAGUGAUAGCUUUGGCAUUGCCAACAGGUCAUCCAACAACAUAGAUCUCAGUGACGAUCCAUCAGACAUCAGUGACUUUGGAACCGAAGAAGGUAUGCUGACAGACACGAAUGAUGCAGAGCUAAAUGUUAAACCUGUUGAUGCUGUGGUUUCUGACAGCAGCCUCUUUGGAAAUGAAUGGUGCUCACAACCCUCAACACAAACUUUGAGUCUGGAUGGUCUGACUGUGUUGCUAGAUAUUAUUGAAGAGACUUUCCACUCUGCUAAAUUGAACAAGGACAAAUAUUAUCGCACAGUUCAAAAUCUAGACAGGGGUGUACAGGAUAUUAUCAAAGCUGCAAACACUGGUAACAAAGCUGAAAUUAAGUUGGAUCCUGUGGCCAUUUCUAUGCUUGUUUUCCAACAGUUAUCAAUUAUUGUCCAGAAUAUAUCAACCAAAUGUCUUCUGCCUGAUUCCUUGUUUCAUUCUGCUGAUUGGCUUUCUCUUACGGAGAAGGAUGUUAUUUCCAGUCUUGGAGAUUGUCCACCAGCAACCAGUCUAUGGAAACGCCUGUUUCUUCAUUUCCAACGUAUUGUAAAUAAUAACAUAAUGACCGUACCAGAACUGGCAGCUGUCUUCAUUCCUUCGUUGCUACACAAAGACUCCAACUACCAAACGCAGGCCUUCAACAUAAUAGUCAACCUACUGGGAAAUGCAACAGAAACUAAACCACUGCAACAACAGAAUGAAACAAAUAUGAAACCACAAGAGCAGAGUGUAAAAGAAGUUAGUCAACAUCAGCUAAGUCCAACAGAACCUAAAUCACGGCAACAUCAGCUCUCAACUGAUAUUAAACCAACGCAACAGGAAACUGAAAUAGAUAUUAAAGCAUUACAAGAGAAUGCCGACACUAUGUACCCUCAUGAUUUUUUAUCAGAUUCUUCAUCAGAUUCUUUAGCUCCGAUUGCCAAACCUGCGGACAGCAAUACAAAUAUCUGGCGUAAACAAGAACAAAAGAGUUUUGCAUUGAAACCAGUCUACAGUAAUAGCAAUCCACACAGCCACCAAGAAAAAAAUGUGAAGGACUUUGAUGAUGAUGAUGAGCAAGAUGGAAAAGAUGUUGGAGAUUAUCUGCAUGAAUCUAAAUCACCAAAAAUGUCAAGUAGCAUCAAUAUAAGUGAAACUCCUGCCUACAAGACAUUGCUCACUGGAUUGAUGAGUUCAAUUUCCCUUGAUGAAGAACUGGCAGAUUCUGAUGGUGAGAGCGAUGAUUUGGAGAAAGAAUUUGGUUCCAGCUUGUCAAAGCACCACCUGAGCGGACUUGUUCCUGAAACUGGUGAGACACACAGUUCUGCCAUUGAAGAGUCUCCCAGAAAUAUAUCUGCAAAUGCAAAAGAUGACUCCAUUGAUUUCGACUUUUAUGAUUGAACUGCAAUGUGAUAUUUUUGCCAGACAACCCUCGCCUUAUUUAUUCAAUUGUAUUAAAAUCUAAGGAAGUUUUCAAUAAAGCUGUCUAGAUUUCACUUACUA